Messenger RNA from Manacus vitellinus (golden-collared manakin), 3646 nucleotides. It is a transcript of the gene SLC6A20, whose product is annotated as solute carrier family 6 member 20. The record is from RefSeq and is a predicted model, not a curated record. The transcript is spliced from 12 exons. Gene Ontology annotation, biological process: sodium ion transmembrane transport. Gene Ontology annotation, cellular component: plasma membrane. Gene Ontology annotation, molecular function: L-proline transmembrane transporter activity. The coding region runs from base 1067 to 2698 and encodes 543 amino acids. NCBI's taxonomy places the organism in Eukaryota, Metazoa, Chordata, Aves, Passeriformes, Pipridae.
AGACUGAAGAAUAUUUUUUUAUGGGAACGAAAUUCAGGCAGCUCAGCUUUGCUAGUGUUGAAUCUGACAGCCAACAAACAACCCUGUGCACUGAGAGUGACUUCAACUCAGCUGCUGGUCGUUAAUAAAUGAGCCAGCAUUGCUGCAUGCUCUUCAUGAGACUGUAUAUUACCUGAUGAUCCUUAACUGUUUUUAAAGUACUCAUUAGUCUGUUUUUCUCUUGUGGAUAAUAGCCAUUUUUUAAAAUGUCCUAAGAUGAAUACUAAUAUAUAUUGACACUUAGUCUGCAAGUGCACCUCUUUAUUUGAUAAGCUAAUAUUAAGGACAGCUGCUGUUUGGACAUUUCUCAUAUACCUUACCUUUGGGAAACCCAGUCACCUGCUAGGCAUUUAGAUUUCAAUCCAGCCAAAAGGUUCAUAAGAUUCCUUGAUUUGAUUUCCCUUUUCUGGCAUUAUCAAGGUCAGCUCUUGGCUUCUGUGUGAUACCAAAUGCUGGCAGACCACAGUGAAGUGACUCUUACCUCUUCAGGAAGCAAAUGUGAAUCAUCUUGCAGUGUCAGGUGGCUGAAUGGAUCAAGCUUAAAAAUUUUGAUCUGUUCUAGGAGGAUGUGCCUUCUAAAACAUGUUAAAACCAAUUUAAUUUGAAGCUAAGUUUUUAUGUGAGCAGGUAAAAAUUGUUAUUGAAAUUAUUAUUGUAACUGACUUUGAGCAGAGAAGGUGCCUGGGGAGUUACCCUGUGACUGUUGAUUUUGACAAUAUCCCUUUGAAAGCAUUGGCACAGGAUUCUUGCCCUGCUCUGGCUGCCUGCAGACUCUCUCUGAAAGCAUCUAGAUGUGCCCUCCUUUUGGAUAUAUCCUGUAACAUUAGGCAGCCUAUUUAGAGUCAACUCUUCUCCAAAUAAAGGAACCUGUUAAUGUCUUGGAGCGUCCGUGGUAAGCCAUGGUGAUGCUGCGUGGUUGGUGCAGGACUCUGGCAGAGCAGCUCACGACUGACAGCUGCUGGUGGACAAGGGAUCUGCCUGGAGACCUCCCCAGACUGCAGGUGGCUUUUUGAUCCCAUACCUUAUCAUGCUGAUUGCCGAGGGGAUGCCCCUGCUCUACUUGGAGCUGGCUGUGGGGCAGCGUAUGCGUCAGGGCAGCAUCGGCGCCUGGAAAAUGAUAAGCCCCUACCUUUGUGGUGUUGGUGUUGCCAGUGUUGUUGUCUCCUUCUUCCUCUCCAUGUACUACAACGUGAUAAACGCCUGGGCCUUCUGGUACCUUUUCCACUCCUUCCAGGACCCCCUGCCAUGGGCUACCUGCCCCCUCAACAGCAACCGCACCGGCUAUGAGGAGGAGUGUGAGAGGACGUCAUCCACCCAGUACUUCUGGUACCGGCAGACCCUGAACAUCUCUCCAUCGCUGGAGGCCAGCGGGAGCGUGCAGUGGGAGCAGGCGCUCUGCCUGACACUGGCCUGGCUGGUGGUUUAUCUCUGCAUCCUCCGUGGCACCGCCUCCACUGGCAAGGUCGUCUAUGUGACAGCCUCUUUGCCAUACUGUGUUCUCAUCAUAUACCUCAUCAGAGGAUUAACACUUCAUGGAGCUGUGAACGGUCUUUUCUACAUGUUCACACCAAAGCUGGAGCAGCUGUCGAACCCCAAGGCGUGGAUCAGCGCUGCCACGCAGAUCUUCUUCUCGCUGGGCCUUGGCUUCGGCAGCCUCAUUGCCUUUGCCAGCUACAACGAGCCCAGCAACAACUGCGAGAGACAUGCCAUCAUUGUCUCGCUCAUCAACAGCACCACCUCCAUCUUUGCCAGCAUUGUGACCUUCUCCAUCUACGGCUUCAAGGCGACGUUUAACUAUGAGAGCUGUAUAAACAAGGUGAUCCUGCUACUGCUGAACACUUUUGACCUGGAGGAAGGCUCUUUGACAGCAGACAACCUCAGUGAGAAGAAAGACUACCUCAUGGCCACCUACCCACAGGAAUAUGCCCAAUUAGCGCCUCAGAUUAAAAACUGCAGCUUAGAAGCUGAGCUAGACACGGCUGUCCAGGGGACAGGACUGGCAUUUAUCGUCUAUUCUGAAGCGAUCAAAAACAUGGAGGUGCCCCAGCUGUACUCUGUGCUCUACUUCUUCAUGCUGCUGAUGCUGGGCAUUGGCAGCAUGCUGGGGAACACGGCCGCCAUCCUCACGCCGCUGACCGACAGCAGAGUCAUUGGCGCCCGCUUCCCCAAGGAGGUGAUCUCAGGUGUUGUGUGUUUCAUUAACUGUGUGAUUGGCCUGAUCUUCACCAUGGAGGCUGGAAAUUACUGGUUUGACAUAUUCAAUGACUAUGCAGCCACCCUCUCUCUGCUGCUCAUUGUGCUGGUCGAAACCAUCGCUGUGUGUUACAUCUAUGGGAUAAGAAGAUUUGAGAAAGAUCUUUACACCAUGAUUGGACGCAAGCCAAACUGGUAUUGGAAAAUUAUGUGGGCCUUUGUUAGUCCUCUGCUAAUUAUAAGCCUAUUUAUAUUUUACCUCACCGACUAUAUCCUCACAGGAACCUUUCAAUACCAAGCGUGGGAUGCCACACAGGGGCAGCUGGUGACAAAGGAUUACCCAGGCUACGCCCUCGCAGUGAUUGGGCUGCUGGUGGCAGCAUCCACCAUGUGCAUCCCCCUGGGGGCACUAAUGACUUUUAUAAGGAAGAGACUGAAGAGGGAAAGAGUUUCAACAGUUGCAUGAAUGCUGACAGCUGGAUUUGGGAAGACCUUACCCCCGUCAUCAGUGACAGGGCACUUCUGGAAGACAGCAGCAACCAUUAUUUGUAGCAGCUAUUUAUAGAGUUGAGAAUGGUGGGUGCUAUAUUGACCAAAAAGUGCUCUUGGGAGGUUCCACAAUGGUUUGGGGAAAAAAAAGCUCUUCUGUAACAAGAUGAAGCUUUAAAAUAGCCUAUGUAUGAGAGGGGGAAACCAGAAGAGCAGCUCACAAAAUGCUAGUUAGCACAAAUUAACCAGCACAUCAGCCCAUUACACCAUGUUAGGUAAUUCUUUUCCACUUUGUUGUAGCAGUGCCUGUGCGGAAACAUGAGCAACCAACUAAGCAUGUUCCUGCACCAAAGUACCGGCAAAUAUCCUUUACCCAUUCAAGACAGCUGCACUUAAGAGUGCACUUUAUUUCAAAUGACAUCUGUAUUUCAUCAACAGAGGAAAAUGUUGAAGUCUGCCAGUGAGAAUGUGAUGAUCCCUUUCCUACAUGGGAGAAAUCAGUAGCAUGGUAUUGGGAGAUGAAUGUGGCCCACCUGGCUUCUUUUAUACUGGUGUUCAGCAAAGCAGUUUAUAUAUAUAUAUGCAAACACAUAUAUGAGUUGCACAAGUUCUUUCCCCCCGAGAAGUAAGCUUCCAAUUCCAGUACAUAACUGUGCACUAUGCUGUACUUUGUAUUUUCUAGGGAUGCACUUUAAGUACACUAGAAGGUAUCUGUGAUAAAGCUGCUUUAUGAGCCCCACCCAAACAAAAGUAUGCCAUAUAAUUAGCUUUGACAAAGUUCAUAUCCAGGUAUUCUUUAAUCAUCAGAUGUAACAAUCCAGCAGUUCCACUGACCUGGUUAAUUUCCCCAUGUAUAUGUUUUAUAAAGAAAGCAACAUGUUUAAAUUGUAAGCUUCAUGUAAUAGAAAACAUUAAAAUUAUAUCU